Messenger RNA from Pistacia vera, 1075 nucleotides. RefSeq names its product protein SRC2 homolog. Gene Ontology annotation, biological process: defense response. Lineage: Eukaryota; Viridiplantae; Streptophyta; Magnoliopsida; Sapindales; Anacardiaceae. The record is from RefSeq and is a predicted model, not a curated record. The transcript has a single exon. Bases 77 to 898 code for a protein of 273 amino acids.
AUCAAAAAUAGCAAGCCUAAAUAUUCCCAACGCACUUCUUCCUUCUCAACUUUCAAUUCCCAUUUUAUCCUUUUCAAUGGCUUCUCGCUACCAAGUAGAGGUCAUCAUCUCCUCAGCCAAAGACCUCAAGAACGUCAACUGGCGCUACGGCCCCAUCAGGCCAUACGCUGUCGUUUGGGUUGAUCCUAAUUACAAGUCCUCUACCAAGGUCGACGAAGAGGGUGACACCUGUCCCCACUGGGACGAGAGACUUACCAUCUCUUUACCUGGCCCCGUCGACGGUGAAACCACACUCUUCAUCGACAUAGUCCACGCUGGCGACGAGGAGGCUACCAAGAAGCUGAUCGGCUCCGCUCGCCUCAAGCUCAAAGAAGUUCUUGAUGAAACCGGCGCCGGUGAGCGUGUUACCCGUACUUUGACUCUCAGGCGACCAUCUGGGAGGCCUCACGGAAAAGUUGAGGUUAAGGUAACGAUCAUUGAUCCCCGCUAUGCUCCACGAGAUGCGUAUUACGCAGCUCCUUAUGGGGUCCCCCCACAAGGAUCCAGAGACUACUCUGCUCCGCCGUCCUACGGUUACCCCUACGCUCAACCACCACCGCCACCAAAUCCAUACUAUUCAACUGCUCCACCACCAGGCGGUUAUCCCUACGGCGGGUACAAUGCUCCACCAACAACGUAUGGUCAGGCAAGUGGAGGGUAUUAUGGACAACAGGAGGAGAAAAAGAGUAAAUUUGGUGGGAUGGGGACGGGAUUGGCUGUGGGUGCAGUGGCUGGAGUUGUUGGUGGACUAGCUUUGGCUGAGGGUGCUGAUGCGCUGGAGGAUCAUAUCGCAGAUGACGUGGCAGAGAAAGUGGAAGAUGAUGAUGAUGAUGUUGGUUAUGAUGAUGAGGAGUUCUAGAGUGUCGUGGGUGGUGCCAUCCCUCUUUGUGGUUUUUGCUUUUUUUAAAACGUGAAGAAGAAUCUGUGGCCCUACUUAUCUAUAAGUUUCUUCGUUAAAAUGAUUGAUUAAUAAUUUUAUACGAGUUUCAAUGUAUUUUCAUAUGAUUUAUAAAUGGAUUCAGUUUAUUGAGGUUAA